AUGUGGAUGACGGAAAUUGCUCGGAUAUUGAAUGGAAGCGGGGUUAAAAUGUUGUGCUGUCCGUUUUCAGAACCGUUUGUUGCGGUGGAUUUCAAAGAUAUUUCGAUGGAGAAGGUUUCCGCUGCAGGCAACAGCCGCGCCCUGUUUCAACUGACUCUAUCAACCUGUCAAAAUAAGACAGGUAUCAGAGAAAUGGUAUGGGAAAAGUCGAAAGGGCAACUCACUCCACCAAUCGUCGUCUUGAGCGAUGGGCCAAACACUUCAAAGAACACUUCAACACAACCGCCGGCAGAUCCAAAAGUCAGGCGUGAGAUAUCAAUCCUCAAGCACGAUAAGACACUUGUCUCACAUAAUAUUCACCCGGCACUCUUCAAGGAAGGUGGUGAGGUCCUCGUGAACAGUUUGGUAACCAUAGUGCAAGAACGUCAUGCGAAAACCAUCGUAGCACCAGCCUGUUAUCCGUCGGAUCUAAGUUCCUCUCUGGCAUUGUUUUGUUCUGUUCUUUGUCCUAUUAUGGAACACAAUACCAAAACUAAUCGUCGCCGUCCACAUGAUCAUCCGGAAUUGACCGCUGAUGUAACACAAUCCAAGCGAAGGCGUAAGCGCGAAGUUGAACUGGACCAUUCUGACUCCGUAUUGAUCGUCGGCGAAACCCAUCCUAACGGGGAUGUUCGAAUCAACUCCUCCAAACGAAUGAUCCCCAAUGGUGCAUGUCCCCUUCCUGGAACCCAUGGAACCGGUGGGCGAUGUGCCGGGCCAGGCCCAAGCCGCGGGAAAGAGAGAGUUCCUAAUGGUGUUCAACCUCGUGGGGACACACAUUCCUCACAUAUUCCCACUCUUCCACCGAACCCGCGUGAAUCCGAACGAAUGUUGUUCGUCCAACAAUGGAUCAACAAUAUCCGACCAGACCUACCCUUGUGGGUACAAACCUCCUUGACCCAGAUUGUUCCCAUUACGAAUCCAACCUAUUAUCCUACAGAAGAGGAUCCGAUGGGCCCGUCGGAACUAACUCAUGAAGGAAAGCGGGCAGCUAGUGAUGUCACUCGGCUGUCUCCUCCAGAGCAGCUUACUGUACGGAGUGGUGCUUCGUCAAAUCAUAUGUCGCAGUCGUAUGAUUAUCAUACCAAACACCUUGCUCCCCACGUGGCUUCCUCAUCGGCAAACGCAAUCGGUAUGCUUGGCCCACGUUAUCCAAACGCCACAGGAGCCGCUUCAUCGACUGCCGCCGGCAACGGACCUCUUUUGGCUUCGCUUUCCAAUUACCAUUCUCAUCAUCUGAACAUGAACGGACAGUCAUUCCGAACACCAAACGGUCAGAACCAUGCAACUGGUGUAGGAAAUCACCGUACCCAUCUGGCCUUCCACCACAACUCCCUUGAACUGCUGAAAAACUGUUCAACUACCAUGGAUGCGCAUGCACAGGAUGGUUGUACUGCUCCAGUUGGACGACUUUUUGAUGACUUCGAGACGCGAUUAGUUGUGAAGCUUUUCCGCGACUACUUCACCAAGGGGAGUUGCCCCGUGCUCAACGAAGUUCGGCAACGGACUGCGAACACCGUGCUUGCUGGCCGUCGAACAGCGACCAGCAUACGAGCCAAAAUCAAACGACUCCAGACCAGUGGCCGGUGGACCGACUACACAGGAAUAUGACACAUCCGAUCGCUGGAACCAUCAUCAACCACGCGCUUUCAUCAGUGGGGUAUACCGCUUCACAAACCCUUUGUUGAAAAGCUUCCCUCCCUUUCUGUGCUUCCUUUUCAUGUCCAAACAUGCACAUGCGCGUAUGGUACCAUAUUUGUACAGUUCAUUUCGUUUGGUUGAUGGUUUUCAUUUAUGUUUACCGCUUCAGCUCCAUUUUUAUCAUGUCAGUGUUUUCUGUCCACCGACUCCAGGUCUGGGGGUUUCAAUGAUGAAUUGUCGUUCGCCCUCGAAAAUGCCUGACCAUCAGCGCCGGCCAUGUGGUUUUCUCGUCCCACGCUCCCCGAGUUUUCUGCUCAAUCGUUCCGGUGGUUUCCUUGGCUUUUCUGUAAACCUCAAUCGCAGUUGCAUUUUUAUCACAACUACGACCUCGUCCUCAAAUGUUUCAGCUGGCAUUCCGCGCCUCACUCUGACGCAUUGAUCUCAAUAUUCCAUUUUAUGGACAGUAUUUCCCAUGUCUGCUCCAACUAUCUAUUAGUUUGACGUUCUGCAUUUUGUUCUCAACACAUCACUUUCCUAGUGUUUCCAACCUAGUCACAGACGUUAACUACACUUUAUGUGCCUCGCAGUGCUGUUGGCAACUUAAUCGUGGGGUCACUGCGCAAUUCUGUUACGCCUUUACCGGGUCCACAAGGAUACAUACUUCUUGAUCAAGACAUUCUCCGCAUCGUCGAUUCUUCACCAUUUUUUGCUGCUUAUCAAACUUCUACCGCUCCUUUUGUUUGUGUUGCAAUCUUCUCUUAUCCUUGCGUUGUAUUGUUCCUUUGCUUCCUCUUUCUUACACAAUAAGGGGACAAAUGAACUUAAUUGAGAUUUUGUGCCUCUGUCGAGCGAUCUCUCUCCAUCUGAAUUGAGC
Messenger RNA from Opisthorchis viverrini, 2554 nucleotides. RefSeq lists its product as hypothetical. NCBI's taxonomy places the organism in Eukaryota, Metazoa, Platyhelminthes, Trematoda, Opisthorchiida, Opisthorchiidae. The transcript has 8 exons. The record is from RefSeq and is a predicted model, not a curated record. Bases 1 to 1650 code for a protein of 549 amino acids.